GCAGCAUUGAUCUUGGUUUAUUUUGAUUUUCAUUCGACAAUAUUUGACAUAUAAAAGGUAAACAUUAAGAUUACACAUGUUGAACCGAUGAUCGUUUUUCUAUUUGUGUUAUAAACAUUUGCUCGGAUCUGAAUAGUAAAGUUUUGCUUAGAGUUAAACCAACAUAUCUUUGAAAAGUAAAAAUUAAAAUGACGAAAGAUUACAGUUCUCGUAAAUUGGAGCGUAAGCAGCGGCGGUGUGAGGCAAUAAUCCGCACGGACUUUGAUAUUGAAAGUAGUGAAACGCCUACAUGCAUUCUUGCUAUCUUGAAUGCCGGUCUUUCUACAGGCCUUACAGAAGAAUCCGUGUUAUCUAAUGCAAUCCAAUAUGCACCUGUGCAACAAGUAAUCAUGUUGCCAAACAAAUCAUAUUGCUUUUUGGAAUGCAAUAAUGUGCUUGAUGCGGAGCGUAUUUAUAACAGCAUGCACGGACGUGAAGGGUUAGAGCAACGUGGAGGUGUGGUUUAUUUGUCAUUUUUUAAAAGUUUACCUAUGUGCAGGGAAGAAAAUGUUUGGGCUAAACCGCUUCCUGAAGGUCUCAUACUAUUGCCGAAUUUUUUGACAGAGCCUGAAGAAAAUAUGUUAUUAAGAGCAAUUAAUAUAGAAGAUGUCGAACAAAAUGAUUUAAAACAUAGACGUGUAAAACAUUUUGGUUAUCAAUUCAUAUAUGGAGAAAAUAACGUUGAUGCCACAAAACCGUUAAACGAAAAAAUACCAAAGGAGUGUGAUAUACUCUGGCCGCGACUAAAAACUGAAAUGGCUAAGCUGGGUCUACCAACAUGGGAUUGGGAUGUUCCGGAUCAAUUAACGGUUAACAUCUAUGAACCUGGACAGGGUAUACCUCCACAUGUAGAUACGCAUAGUGCCUUUCUCGAUCCCAUUCUUUCCUUAUCACUAUUUGGUGAAGUAGUUAUGGAUUUCCGCCGUGGCUCUGAUCGACAGCCACUCAAAUUGUUACGUCGUUCAAUGUUGGUGAUGUCGGGAGCAUCGCGUUAUGACUGGACACAUGGUAUUACUCCGCGUACACUUGAUGUUGUGCCCUCCGAGACUGGUUUGACUGUGAUGCCGCGCCAAAAACGUAUUUCAUUAACUUUCCGUCGUUUGCGACGAGGUCCGUGCGACUGCAAAUUUCCCACACUUUGUGAUUCGCGUUUAAAUACACAAAUUAAAUUAAGUCCUAUCAUAACCGAUGUGAUAGCUGCACAAUUAGAGGAAAAGAACGUGCACAGCGUUUAUGAUUGUAUUGCGCCACACUUCAGUGAAACUCGUCACACACCUUGGCCACGUGUUGCUGAAUUUCUACGUAGCUUUCAAACUGGAUCAGUGUUACUCGAUAUUGGUUGUGGCAAUGGAAAAUAUCUUCAAUGUAAUAAUAAUGCUUUAACAAUUGGAUGCGAUCGUAGUAGUGGACUUAUUAACGCGUGCUUAGAGCGUGCAAAAAUCAUUAACGAGGACGGCACAAAUUUGCCAAACGCUUUUCGUUGCGAUUGCUUACAUAUACCUAUCCGCAGCCAAGCCGUAGAUGCUUGCAUUAGCAUUGCCGUUAUUCAUCAUUUAGCAACCGCAGAGCGGCGUUUGGCUGCGAUACGGGAAAUCGCAAGGCUGCUGCGUUCAGGUGGACGUGCACUGAUCUAUGUUUGGGCGAAAGACCAACGCGCUAAUGAUAAUAAGAAAUCGGCAUACUUACUGCAAAAUAAAGCCUUAAAUAAAAAGAAGACAACCGUUGAGCAACAGCGACAAUGUGCAGCAGAGGUGUUGCAACAGCUGCAGACAGAAGAUUUUAAAUCUUCAAUACAUAGUGCACCGCAAUUGCCUGUACACACAAAUCGCACCGACUUCAUGCAGCAGGAUGUGCUGGUGCCGUGGAAAUUGAAAGGCGCAUCAGCUGCGAUUAAAGAUACUAAUAACCAUGCGCCCUCAAGUACCUACUUGCGCUAUUACCAUGUAUUCGAGUCCGGUGAGCUGGAGGCAAUGUUAGCGCAAGUGCCCGAUGUAGAACUAGUGCAAAGCUACUAUGAUCAAGGCAAUCAUUGUGUGAUUUUCGAGAGGCGCUAGCAACGAAAUAAAACACACUGAAUUUAUAUUUACUAUAUUUGAAGUUUAAUUCCCAUUUAUUUAAUGACAGUUUUUAUCUAGUUUUUCCAUGAUAGGUCUCUAAAACAUAUACAAAUGUUUUUAUGCAUCAGCAAAUAUCGUUAUAAUAAAUUAAUUAACAUCUAGACAUUCUGAAAUAAUCGUAUAUUUAAUUGACAUUUCAUUAAUGACAAAAUUUGUUUACUGCUUUUUAUAAUUGUUGCAUUAAAAUUCUUACUAAAAUUAUGUUUACUUCUCUAAAAUGGUUUCUACACUUUUUAUUAAUUUUCAAAUAAUGUUAAUUCGAUACGUAAAUACUUUGCAUUAAUUCAAAGUGAAAUAUAUAUGUACUUAUAAAAUAUUGGUUUUACGAUUUGGCUCGGAUGAACUUAUUUAACUAAUACGAAUAUGAAAUAUUACAUAAUUCUUGUAUUUUUUGUGGUAAUUUUAAAUAAGACACUAAUUUCUUAAAGAAGCUGUAAACCUUUGUUAAAACUUUUUAUUUGACCAUUAUUAAAUUCCUUCGUUUACUUGUUAAAAUUAGCAUUGAUUCAAAAAAUAAAUUCGCAAUUUAAAUAAUCUAUGCAGGCGUGUAUAAAACUGAUUAACUUAAAGACUAAAAAAAUGCACAAAAGGGUAGAAAAAUAUUUUAUUAACAAUUAAACCCAAAGUUUUAUUUUGGGUUUGCGCUACUCUCAUUAUAAAACUGGACGUUUAAAAAGUUGUA
Bactrocera oleae (olive fruit fly) is the source of this 2838-nucleotide messenger RNA. RefSeq names its product alkylated DNA repair protein alkB homolog 8. Gene Ontology annotation, molecular function: S-adenosylmethionine-dependent methyltransferase activity; tRNA (5-carboxymethyluridine(34)-5-O)-methyltransferase activity; tRNA binding. NCBI's taxonomy places the organism in Eukaryota, Metazoa, Arthropoda, Insecta, Diptera, Tephritidae. Gene Ontology annotation, cellular component: nucleus; cytoplasm. Gene Ontology annotation, biological process: tRNA methylation; tRNA wobble uridine modification. The record is from RefSeq and is a predicted model, not a curated record.